Molecule: messenger RNA, 1026 nt
Organism: Adineta steineri
Lineage: Eukaryota; Metazoa; Rotifera; Eurotatoria; Adinetida; Adinetidae
Source: the annotation of a GenBank genome assembly
AUGGUAAAUUCAAGUUCUUCGAGUUCUUCAAGUUCUUCGAGUUCUUCAAGUUCUUCAAGUAUCAACGAUUUAGAUAAUAUUCCAAAGACUAAUUCUAAAUGUCCUCCGAAGCCCAACAAAGAAGCACCUCGUAUUCGUUACAAAACCUACUAUAAUAAGACGUUUACUGUUGCCAAUCGUUUCGAAAUGUAUCAAGUUCACACGAUCCACUUACAUGGUGUUCAUCAUUUUUUCUCCGAUGCAAACGAUCAUGAUACAUCCGACACUUCAUCACUCGACAAAAGUACUCUAUUACGUAGGAUCUGUAUGGCUUGUUGUGUACGUUAUCGUAGACAACGUAUAGCAGUUGAAAGACGUCAUGAACUCGCUGAUAAUCUAAUCAUUCAAACAUACAAUAAAAAACCCGAAUUUAUUCGUAAAUUAUUUUCGAAAACAGUCGAAGGUGACGCAUUACGAACAACAGUACGUGCAGUACAUCGGGAUUUGUAUAGUCCAGGAUUUUUUCGACGAAAACGUCGUGCAUGUUAUAUGAGAACAGGUCAAGAAUUUAUUCGUCUUAUGGCAAAAGAUGGAGGUGCAAUACCAAAUGAUGAAAAAUGUCGUAAACAUCAAGAAUCAGAAGAUGAAGAGAUACGAAAACGAAAACAAAGGGCAUUUCAUUCUAGUCCAGAAUUUACAUAUACUUUAUUGCCCGAUGGAGUUUUUCAUAUUUCACGAGCAGAUACUGGACUACGUAAUAUUGCAUCGAAACAUGCUUUACAAGCUUCAUGUGAACCAGAAGUCAUCUAUGCAGGAACGUGUCGAUUCGAAAAAAGAGAUGACGAAGAAGAUAUUGUUUUUGUCGUCGAUAAUGAUUCCGGAACAUAUGCACCAAAAAAUAAAAAAGAUGAAUUAGCACGAUUAAAAAGUUUACUAGAAUGGAAUUUUCGUGGAUUAAAAGUAGAUGCCAAGAUAUAUGUACCACCUGGAAUGGACGAUAAUGAAGAUGAUGAUGAUGAUGAUGAUGAUGGAAAAGAAAAUGCCUAA